ACCUUUCGAUCAACCAUAAAAAUACUUAGUUUUAUGUUAGGGAGGUCUAACUUCUUUUGGCGAUCUUUCAGAAAACACAUUUUGACAGUUUCUUUUCCAUGCAUAGUCAUAAAUGCUACAGUGUAAUCAAAUGGCAGCAGAUCGUUAACAUGCCAGAAUAUAACGGUUGUCUGUUUUAAUACAAUGUUUAAAUGUAUCUGCUUCCCUCGGCAUGUAAUUACUAUUGUUGGAGGGAAGCGCAUCAUCGCCUGUGCGACUUUUUAGGUGGGGUUAUUAUUUUUUUUAUUUUUUUUAUUUAUUUUUACUGCAGUGAUACUCAAACCUGGUCCCGGAUAGCCACAGUCUGCGUUGUGUGUUUUUUUCUUCAGAUCAGUGGCUGAUUCAGACCCGACAAACCAGGUGACCCGAAUUAACUGUGUAAUCAGCUGCUUUAACUGAUCCAUUGCUGUGCUGCUCAGGUGCUGAGUAAUAACGAAAACCAGCGGGUGCAGGACCGAGAGUGAGGACCACUCUCACAGACAUGCUUUUUAUAGCAUUAAAACCUCCAUCCAUGUUCACUUUCCUUCCUGACUCUCCCCAUAUUAGAUCACCUAAUUGUUUUAUAAAUUAGAAACUCGGUUGUAUGAUCAGUCAACUGACUGCCUCUGGAGUGUCUACGGGGACCCCUAAAGGAGAACCAUUGAAUUACAAGUUUAAAUCCCUGCAGGUCACAUGGUGGAGACCGAACAAAAAGAGGAUUGCGAUUAAGGCAUAGAGCUACUCCUGCAGCUGGGUUAGACCGAUCGAGAUGUACAAGAACUGGAGACAGCUUCCGCGUACCGGCUGUUCCUCAGUUCGACCAGUGGUAGCCAACCCUGUUCCUGGAGAUCUACCAUCCUAUAGGUUUUCAUUCCAACCCUAAUUUGGCACACUUGGCUCUACUAAUUAGCAGCUCAACAAGAUCUCUAGCUGUUGAAUGAGGUUUGCUUUGUUAGGGUUGGAGAGAAAACCUACAGGACUUUUGUUACAUCAAGAUGGGCACAUUAGAGAUGGUAUUUGAUUAAUCCAAAAUAAGUCCUGUACAGGAGGGGAAUCUGCAGGAGGGGAAUCUGCAGGAGGGGAAUCUGUGCAGGAGGGGAAUCUGUGCAGGAGGGGAAUCUGUGCAGGAGCGGGAUCUGUGCAGGAGGAGAAUCUGUGCAGGAGGAGAUCUGUGCAGGAGGAGAUCUGUGCAGGAGGAGGUCUGUGCAGGAGCGGGAUCUGUGCAGGAGGAGAAUCUAUGCAGGAGGAGAUCUGUGCAGGAGCGGGAUCUGUGCAGGAGGAGAAUCUGUGCAGGAGGAGAUCUGUGCAGGAGGAGAUCUGUGCAGGAGGAGGUCUGUGCAGGAGCGGGAUCUGUGCAGGAGGAGAAUCUGUGCAGGAGAGGGAUCUGUGCAGGAGGAGGAUCUGUGCAGGAGGAGAAUCUAUGCAGGAGCGGGAUCUGUGCAGGAGCGGGAUCUGUGCAGGAGGAGAAUCUGUGCAGGAGGAGAUCUGUGCAGGAGGAGAUCUGUGCAGGAGGAGGUCUGUGCAGGAGCGGGAUCUGUGCAGGAGGAGAAUCUGUGCAGGAGAGGGAUCUGUGCAGGAGGAGAUCUGUGCAGGAGCGGUGUGGAGGUUCGCUGGUGCUGUGGUGCAGGCUUCAGGCAGGAGCUCUGCAGGUGCUGAAACUCAUAAUGGGGGUUUAUCUCCCUCCUGUGUUGCCCCUUGUGACCGUAGGGUUAGGGGGUUGCUCCUCCUUUACGCAGGACAACUCCUCUGCAGCCCAUAAUAAAACAACUGUAACCGCAGCAACCACAACACAUAAUUUAAAAAAUGCAGUACUUUAAUUUUCCAUGGUUGUUUUUAAUGAGCAUGGCCUGAUGGUGUUGAGCAGGUUAGCAGUGAUAGUACUCAGUCUUAAUGAAAGUUUUAUCGGACCAGCGAGAAGCAUCAUAACCAAGGAGAGCUCAGGCUGCACCUCUACCAUCUACCCAAAUAUUUCACCUGCUGCUGCUGCAUUCACUUUUGACACUACGUUACCAUGGUAAUGACCUGUAUGUAACCAUGGCUCUUUACCCAGCCUGCCGCAGGCUCAACCCAGGUCACCUGACUUGCUCAGCGGUGUUGGCCUUGAUGCCACGAUAACGGUUCAGCUCCACCUUGUCCUUAUUUGCACACAAGCUGUCACUCUCCUGGCCGAUGGGCGUUUCCACGGCAACAUUAUUCCGCUAACGCAGCUGAGUGGACUCUCCUCGCUCAGAGCAGCUGGACUUCACUCCCGUCAGGGUGGGCAGGCCCAGCAGCUCCAGCAGGUCCAGCAGACCCCGCAGGUCCAGUAGACCCAGCAGACCCCGCAGGUCCAGUAGACCCAGCAGACCCCGCAGGUCCAGUAGAUCCAGCAGACCCAGCAGGUCCAGUAGACCCAACAGACCCCACAGGUCCAGCAGGUCCAGCAGGCCCAGCAGGCCCCCUGCACUUAGUGACAUCAAACAUUUCAUUGGAAGAGAGUUAUUUAAAGAAGCAAUAGAUGCAAACUCAAACACCCACGACAUGCUACAUUUAGAGCAGGCCUGCCCAGCCAUGUUCUGGGAGAUCUACCAUAAUGUUGGUUUUCAGUCCAACUCUAACAAAGCACACCUCAUUCAACAGCUAGAGCAGGGCUGCCCAACCCUGUUCCUGAAUAUCUACUGUCCUGUAAGCUUUUAUUUCAACCCUAAUCUGGUACACCUGACUCAUUUACAGCCCCGUGAGCUCUCUAGCUGCUGAGUGAGGUGUGCUUUGUCAGGGUUGGAGUGAAAACCUACAGGACGGUAGUUCUGAUUUACAGCAUACGCUGCAGGGUGCAAAUGCAAAUUCAUAUGAACACAGCACAUUCAGCCUGUGCUCCCCAUAAACGGUGCACAGUGGCACAGGGGAGGUGAGGAGCAUGUCCUGCCAGAGAGUCUAGUGCACCAGAUUAAAGGGAAAGUGUUCUCCACAGAGUCGCAGCAGAGAUUAGAUUUCUGCUGAGCCCUUGUGUUUUUAUUUUCUGGGGAGAAAUUUGUUUUCACUCUUUAUUUAUUCAUUUUUGUAUUUGAUUGUUUUUUCCUCCUCUGUUUGUAGGACAGUUGCCCUGUCAGUGUGUGUUUCCUUGCUGGUUUAAGAGGCAAAGCUCUGGAUGAGGUGCUGUCCUGUCUCCUCAUAUUAAAUCUGUGACCAGCCUGCAGAGUGUUCUCCAUGGAGGGGGGGUGGGGAGAGGAUCCCCAAAACUUCUCCAAACUGCAGUGGGACCCCUGCCACGGGACCCUGUCGCUCUGCUCGGUCCAGCUGAGGGGGGUCUGUGGCGGGACGGCUGGGAGUUUGGGGGCUGUACCGGGACGGUGUCGGGAUGGCGGGAUGCUCUCUCCGCUGUACACAGGGGCUGCUCAAGUUCCUGCACACACUGCAGCGUCUUCUCUCCGGCACCCUCAGCAAAGAUAAGAUAGAUGAUGAUUUGGAGAUUACUAUGGUCUGUCACAGACCAGAAGGUCUGGAGCAGCUGGAAGCUCAGACGAACUUCAGUAAGAGAGAGCUGCAGGUUCUCUAUCGCGGCUUCAAGAAUGAGUGCCCGAGUGGUGUAGUUAAUGAGGAGACGUUCAAACAGAUCUACGCCCAGUUCUUCCCACAUGGAGAUGCCAGCACAUAUGCUCAUUAUCUAUUCAACGCAUUUGACACCUCCAGCAAUGGCUCCAUCAAGUUUGAGGACUUUGUGUUGGGCCUCUCCACACUGCUCAGAGGUUCAGUAACAGAGAAACUGCAGUGGACCUUCAACCUGUACGACAUCAACAAAGAUGGAUACAUCAGCAAGGAGGAGAUGACUCAGAUUGUUUCUGCUAUCUAUGACAUGAUGGGGAAGUACACCUACCCUGCCCUGAAAGGAGACGUGCCGCGGCAACAUGUGGAUGCCUUCUUUGAGAAAAUGGACAAAAACAAAGAUGGAGUCGUCACUCUGGAAGAAUUCAUUUUAGCAUGCCAGGAGGAUGACACCAUGAUGAGGUCCCUGCAACUCUUUGAGAACGUGAUGUAAAGAGAGGAAGAAGAGGGGGAUGAGUGUGUGAGAGAGAGAAAUAUAAGGGAGAGGGGCAGUGUGUGUUUGUGUGUGUGUGAAUGUGAAUAUUUGCAUGUGAGUGUGUGUGUGUACAUGCAUACAUGUCUGCAUGUCCGUGUGUGUGCGUGUGCGCGUGAGUGAUUGUGUGUGUGUGGGUGUGUGUGUAUCUCUCUCUGUUCUGCUGGGGUUAUAAUCCGUGAGAGCCCUCCCUUGUGGAUGCUUCUGGAAAUCACCCCUUCAAGUCACACCUACCAACAGGGCAACUCGACAUUUACAGAGAUGUGGAUACAUGGAACUGCAUCUCUGUGGAUCCCCUAGCUGUGAAUACAUGGAACUGCAUCUCUGUGGAUCCCCUAGCUGUGAAUACAUGGAACUGCAUCUCUGUGGCUCCCCCUAGCUGUGAAUACAUGGAACUGCAUCUAUGUGGCUCCCCCUAGCUGUGAAUACAUGGAACUGCAUCUCUGUGGCUCCCCCUAGCUGUGAAUACGUGGAACUGCAUCUCUGUGGCUCCCCUAGCUGUGAAUACUUGGGACUUAUUCUUUGAGUAUUUCUCUACUCAAGCAAUUUUGAGUCUCAUUGCCAAACUGUUGCAUGUUUGACCCAGAGGGAAUGCUUGAUCCGGACACUUUGCAUUCAGGGGACUGCCCUUUCAACUAAUGGGAGAUUUUUUAAAAUACAUAUAAUGUUUCAACAGUAAUAUCUAUAUAUUUAUUUAUUUGUUCAUCCUUGUGGACCACAGAUAUAAGGGAAUAAUGUUGUCAGGUUUUAUAAUGUCCAGUUAAUGUUCUCUGUGUUGUAAUGAUCUUGUAAUUGUUCUUAAGGCCUAUAUACAGUCUUUGUGUCUGUCUGUCGGCCCCUGCUGGAAGCAGGGAGCAUAACUUUCUGGUCUGAUCUGUGUUUGUGUUAUAGCUUCUUAUACCAUGUCUGUUACACUUAACGAAAUUCCUCACACAUAUUCUCUGUGUGAUGUGGCUCUGUACCACAGACACAGUCUCACACACAUACACGUACAAAUACGUACACAUACACAUGCACGCACGCACACACACACACACAGUCUCACGCACACACGUACAAACACGUACACAUACACACACACACUCACUCACAUACGGUCACACACAUACACGGCCACACACACACGCACAGCUUUAAAAAGCUACUUGUGUUACAGUAUAAAGUUUCUCAGCCAGUGAUGUGUGUCCUGUGCUAAAGUGACAUGAAUGGAACUGAACUGCAAGACAGAGGAAGGGGAGGAAAUUACAUAGAACUUCACUGAGACAUGGAGAGAGAGAGGGAGGGAGAAAGAGAGAGAGAUGGACAGAGAGAGUAGGGAGGAGGGGGAGGAGGAGAGAGGAGGAAGAGGGGGAGGAGGUCGUAGGGCAGGGAUACUCAAGUGUGGCCAUCGAGUCCAGUAGUACUGCUGGUUUUCUUUUUUACCUGAUAGUUCAUUGAUUGCUUAGUGCCACUAAUUGGCCAGAGAUUUGACUCAGUCUCUGAUUAGAGGGGGGGAAUGAAAACAAGCAGUAGUGCUGGCCUCUAGGAUCAGAUUUGAGCAUUCCUGGCGUAGGGUCUGGUUCCUGUAGUUAGUCCUCUUGCCAAUAGGAGGCAUCAUUGAGGUCACAUCAGCAAUAAGUGGGGGGGGGGGUCUGCUUGGCAGGGGGCAGCUGUGUCCUGACUCAUUGAUCAGCGAAUCAGUUAGUCAGUCUAUUUUGAACUUCAAUGAAAAAACUGCAUACUAGGAUUUGCAGUCAGCCUGUCCUGCAGCUUCUGGGUGCAGCAGGCUGUAGAUUUGGGUUACAGGGGACUGGUGCUGUGCUAGAGGCUGAAAAGGCUAGUUUUAAAUCUGGAUUUAAAGACUGAAGCAGAUUCUGCUUCCCAUGCUAGCUGAGGAAGACCUUUCCUUUGCUCAGCAGCUGUGAAACUGAUGCGAUAUUACCCAUAAGCCUCCUCAGAAACGGCUACACAUCUUUAGCCAUGGAAGCUGCCAAAUGUUUUAUUUAUGACAUCAUUAUAAGGCAUGGUGAUUAUGUGUUUGUUCUAAAUGAGGAAUGUCAUGUGUUCAUUGUUUAGUGGAUGCUGCUUCACAAUCAUAAGGAUAAAGUUCUACAAUAUCUUUCUGAGGGAGCAAAGCUCUCCAAGGCGUCUGAUCUGUUCAGCACAUUCAGCUCCUCUCAAGAGCUCUUCUUAAUGAGCAGGCAGGCAGACAGACAAACAGACAGACAGGUGGACUGUGCAUUAUUUUCCUGCUGCAAUGCUGUAUAAAGGAUAUUUAACAAUAAACUUUUGAAAGAA
Molecule: messenger RNA, 6349 nt
Organism: Anguilla rostrata (American eel)
Lineage: Eukaryota; Metazoa; Chordata; Actinopteri; Anguilliformes; Anguillidae
Gene: kcnip1b
Product: Kv channel interacting protein 1 b
Exons: 11
Coding region: 3356-4033 (225 amino acids)
Biological process (GO): regulation of potassium ion transmembrane transport
Cellular component (GO): voltage-gated potassium channel complex
Molecular function (GO): calcium ion binding; transmembrane transporter binding; potassium channel regulator activity
Source: RefSeq, a predicted model, not a curated record